Messenger RNA from Pezoporus occidentalis (night parrot), 1914 nucleotides. RefSeq names its product ST3 beta-galactoside alpha-2,3-sialyltransferase 3 (gene ST3GAL3). NCBI's taxonomy places the organism in Eukaryota, Metazoa, Chordata, Aves, Psittaciformes, Psittacidae. The transcript has 13 exons. Bases 119 to 1378 code for a protein of 419 amino acids. Gene Ontology annotation, molecular function: sialyltransferase activity. The record is from RefSeq and is a predicted model, not a curated record.
CUGCGCCGCGCCCGGCAUGGCGGCGCCCGCAGCCCCGCGACCGGGGGCCGCAGCCGGCGGCCGAGCCCCCAGCGCCGGCGGCUGCCGGGUCAUGUAGAAGAGCAGAUUUAAUGUGAAGAUGGGACUGUUGGUGUUUAUGCGUAACCUGCUGCUAGCCCUCUGCCUCUUUCUGGUACUGGGAUUUCUGUACUAUUCCGCUUGGAAGUUGCACCUCCUCAGAUGGGAAGAUUCAAAUUCAGUGGUUCUUUCCUUUGACUCCGUUGGACAUACAAUAGGCUCAGGAAGGAGAGAGAGAAAAACUGUGGCUAUUCUGCUUCCGCUGUCCAUCCCAUCUCACCUUGCUGCAGACCCAGGAAAAGACAGAGUCCAGAAAGAACUCAGAGAAACAAUGGCAGCUCCAGGCCCAGCCAUUCCCAAGUAUGACAAACUGGGCUUUCUCCUGAACCUGGACUCAAAAUUGCCUCCAGAAUUGGCAUCAAAGUAUGCAAAUUUCUCAGAGGGAAUGUGCAAGCCUGGUUAUGCAUCAGCGCUCAUGACUGUCAUCUUCCCAAAGUUCUCGAAGCCGGCACCAAUGUUCUUGGAUGAUUCCUUCAGGAAAUGGGCUCGUAUCAGGGACUUUGUACCCCCCUUUGGAAUUAAAGGACAAGAUAAUCUGAUCAAAGCCAUCCUGUCAGCAACCAAAGAUUACCGUCUAACUCCAGCUCUUGACAGUCUCAGCUGCCGGCGAUGUAUUAUUGUGGGAAAUGGUGGAGUACUUGCAAAUAAGUCAUUGGGGUUAAAAAUCGAUGACUAUGAUGUUGUUGUCAGGCUGAACUCUGCACCAGUGAAGGGCUUUGAAAAAGAUGUGGGUGGCAAGACAACUCUCCGGAUCACAUAUCCUGAAGGUGCAAUCCAGAAAAUGGAGCAGUAUGAGAAGGAUUCCCUGUUUGUUCUGGCAGGAUUCAAAUGGCAGGAUUUCAAGUGGCUGAAAUACAUUGUUUACAAGGAGAAAGUGAGUGCCUCUGAUGGCUUUUGGAAGUCAGUGGCGACCCGUGUCCCAAGAGAACCUCAUGACAUACGUAUCCUGAAUCCCUACUUCAUCCAGGAGGCAGCUUUCAGCUUCAUUGGUUUGCCUUUCAACAACGGCCUGAUGGGCAGAGGGAACAUCCCUACCUUGGGAAGCGUAGCAAUAACCAUGGCGCUCCACAACUGUGAUGAGGUGGCGGUAGCUGGGUUUGGCUAUGACAUGAGUUCACCCAAUGCACCGCUGCACUACUAUGAGAACAUCAAGAUGUCUGCCAUCAAAGAGUCCUGGACACACAACAUCCAGCGGGAGAAGGAGUUCCUGAGGAAGCUGGUGAAAGCCCGAGUCAUCACUGACCUAACCAGUGGGAUCUGAGUGGCUUCAGCCACUGCCUCCAAGGGAGGAGACGAAGAUGCACGCUGCAGCUCUAGAUGCAGGCACUGGCAGCCCCCCGUAAGAAUCCCACCUCACUGAAGACACCCAGAGUUGCCCAGGUGCUCUGGGAAGACCCUCUCACAUUGCCAGUCUGCGUGAGGGUUACAUCUGCUGCCUCCAGGCCUAGAGCUGGCAGGAGGUGGGCAAGGGGCUGAGUGGGCAGUUCAUGAACUCUGCAUCACAGACAGAUCUUCUGUGUCCUGAACUAAACAGGAGAGACUCAGGAGAGAGAAGACAGGUUUGUGAAUAAAACGAUUUGUGCCAAAUGGGAGGCGAUGCUGCCCCGAGGCAGCGAUGCCUGAAUGUACAAAGUAUUAUUUUUUAAAAGAAACUGCUGGAAUCAUAUGAGAAAUACCAAGGUGCAAGGCAAAGACUGCUUGUGCACAGCCCUGUGAAACACCCGGCCUCUUCAUGCUCCAUCUGCGUUGUCACUGGCCUCAGACCUUUCCCCAGGAAAACAAAUCCAUCUAAACCUU